GGAACAAUAGCUGUUUACCAAUUGAUUACUGAAGUCUCACCUCCAUUAAAGUUCGCACAUUGCGUGGGUAGUAGGUGUGACAAGAAAAAAACAACACAGUCUUCAUUACUAAAGUUGCAUGCACUGGAAAACUAAAAGCAGUUUAAGGCGUUACGUUGCAAGAUCACUAAUCCAAGAGUGAGAGAGAAUCUUUUAGGAUAACACAAUCAGUUGACGUUAAGAUCGUAUUCCGAAUUGUCAAAUAAACAAGUCUUCGAAAGGUCGGCGCGUUGUGCCAAAAAAAAGUCUCACCUUGAAUUAACACAAGUUCAUACAUUGCGCGUGCGUACGUGUGGCAAGAAAACAACAAUACAGUCUUCAUUAACAGAAGUUCUGUGCAACUAUACGCGCAAUAAAUCAAAUACAUUUAGACUCAAUAAAACAAGGUUUUGACGGCGGUUUGUUAAACAACGCGCGUUAAGCCAUAGAUGGUUUUCGAAGUUUUUCAAAUACGAUCAGCCAUCGAUCGAUCAACGGACUUUGUUUGACUUUGUUGCUAUGUAAGUGCCACAAGUUACUGCUAAACAACGCGCGUAAUCAAACAAAGAUAUUUAGAUUCAAUAGCUCUUCAACUACGUCAAGGUCAAAUAUAACUGAAGAGGUUUUACAGGCGGAUGAGACUUUACAGGGUAAAAGUCGUUGGAUGGUUUUCAAAGUUUUACAAAUACGAUCGGCCAUCGAUCGAUCAACGGACUUUGUUUGACCUUGUUGCUACGUAAGUGCCACACGUGAAUGCUAAACAACGCGCGCAAUCAAACAAAGAUAUUUAGACUCAAUCGCACUUAAACUACGCCAAGAUCUCGGUCACAUUUUAAGUUCUCUACAGGGUUACACUUUCUGAAAUUCGAUCGGCCAUCGAUAAACGAGCGCGAAUUACCAACUAGCGUAUCAACAACAUCGGCAUAGCGUGGGGGACAGAGAUAGAUUAGGGCGAGUGAAACUAACGGUUAAAAACGUGUUAUCAAGAUCGUAUUUAUAAAUGGGACGAUUAUAACAUCAGCUAGGCAAAUAGAGACAAUCUUGUAAGCAUAUAUACACUUUAAUUAUAUCAUGGAGCGAAGUAGCUUCUGUAUGGAGCGAAGUAACUCUUGUGUGGAGCGAAGUGACUUUUGGUUGGGGCGAAAUGACCAUGGGGCGAAAUGGCCUGAUACCGUUUAUACCCAAUAUCCGUUUGGUUCAAUGUCAGCAAUGGUUUAAUGUUGUUGCAAAGUCGAAGCAGUGGUUACCAUGCAUUUGUUCGUUUUCCUGCGCUUGUUAUUAGUUGCGUGUUCUGAUUGGUUCAUGGCUUCAUUUGCGUCCGUUGUGAUUGGUGAGCUUCCCGUGACAUGUCAACCAAACUGUAAAGCACGAAACUCUCCUCUGACUUCCGGUUUUGAGGUGGCUUAAUAUCGGGUGUUAAUUCUUGACGCACGAAAUUUAGAAUUAUUCAUGAGAACACUCGAACGGUAAUAGUGAUACACGAAGUAUGCCAACUGAGUAAACUGCGGCAGGUUUAGCCAUCAAGGCAGUUUUGUAUUACAUAAUUCCAAAUCAACCCUUCAUAUACCUAGAGGGGAAUAUUCUAAGUAUCUUCAGGCCUUUACAGUCUGCGGUGGACGAGGGAAAAUUAAUUGAUCCCUCUGGCUUACAAGCAAAGAUUACAUUCUUUGUUGUUUUAUCACAAUAUUCCCAAAACCCACUUAAUGUGCAUCCGUUCCUAGAGGUAGCUGGAAAAAACCGAACACAGAAAUUAAUUCGUCUGUGUGGCAAUUUCCUUACAACACACUGUUGGAAACUUUCGACUAAACCCAGCAAAAAGUUUAAUAAAUAGUUUUUUUAAUAAAUAGUAUUACACACUUGACUUCGAACGAAUGUCUUCCUGUGAAAUUUGCAUUUGAAUAAAGAAUAUCAAUUAUACAUAAGAACUUUUCUCUGUACCUGAAAACAACAGGUUUUCUAAGUUUGGACGAAUUGAAUUCUUUCAUGCAGGAAUGUACUCCCAUAUGCCUAUCUGGCGAGAACUGGUUUCUGACAUUUAGGUUUAAUUGGUUCGUUUCCCUCUGUCUCGGUUGUUAGUGGUUCCAAAAAAAGGAUCAAUUUAAAUUUGGCAUCCAAAGGAACACUAAAUUAUUUAUCACGUCAGGCGAAAGCUAAUCUUCAAUUAGCAAGGUGUAUUGAAGUUGUGUUGAUAUUCUUCAAACUCACGCAGCGUUUGACUAACACAAGUGAAACUUACUCUUUGAUGUACUUCUUAGCGACAGACCGACUUCAUAACAAAAGAUAAGGCGAUAUUUUUAUUGAGAGAAACGUCGCUUGAAGUGUCAAAGUGCCUCGUUCGACCUGAAGGAAUGUAAAGGACGACAGCAAUGCCAUCUCCGUUGUCAAGGAAAAGAGGAAGUGCAAAGAAGCCGGGAUUAAACCGGCAACGGAACUUUCAACCAGCGUUAAAAACUGUGAAGAGUUUAGUGGAUGACAUAGCUGAUUCAGAAGAUCCCGAAGACCGGGAUUUUAAAACUAAGGUACUUGAACAAACAUCACAGUCCCCAACUCGAAACGAAACAGCUUGUACAAAUACAAGUCAGGGACAUGAAAGUGCGUCGAAAAACCGUUUGCAAACUAUUUCUUCGGACUCUUAUUUUCAAAAAGAUCGAUUAUUGCACAGUUUCGAUAGCGACUCGGAAAGUCAAAACAAUGAAGAUAGUUUCUCUGAAGAACAAACAGAGUCUCGUGUUCUGACUGAGGUAGAAAGGUUAGAAGAAGUUCAAGCAGUUCUGGAGGAAAGAAUUAAACAGACCAAGGAAUUGCUCGAGACAGCGGACAGCACGAGAAAUCAAAGACUGCAUGGCCAAAGAAAGUUACGGCGACUUGGGCUUAAAGUUCAAAAGUUGGAACAGCGUCUCGAGUUAGAGAGAGCGGGGAAAUGUGGGUGGACGUUUGUCAGGAGAGUUUUGAGAAAGCCGAAGGUCGGAUUUCAUAGCAGCGAGUUGUUGAAUCGAAAGGUGCCAUUGGGACUGAUUGCUGCAAAUAUAGACACCCGACCUCACCUCACCGAUGUUGUUUUGCAAGAAAUGGAACACAAGGCAGACGUUCAAGUAGAUAUCAACUCACAAAGGCCGAAAAAAUUGUUCAAAUCGAAGGAUCUGCAAGAGUUUCAGCAAAACCUUUCAGACAAUCAGUCUCAACAAGGCAACAAUGUGGAAGAAGGUGGCAAGGAGCCUGAUAAUGCUGUGUUGCGGGGAGAGGUAGCCAAAGAUGCCGCCAGUGGAUGGCUCCAGAUUGACAGUAGCGAAGAACUUCAAGAAAAAGAGCAACGAAGUGAUCGAAAGGAGAUGGAAAAAGGAUGGCUACGAAUCAGUGACAAGCCUGGAGACUUCGUAAAGAGGAUCGAGGAUGCUUCAGAUACAAAGCAAUUCAAAGAAGCGUGGGUUAACAUAAAUGAACAAGGACGUGAACGUUUCGCAAGGAAAGUUUUCCGGGCCAAUAUGAAUGGCGACUCACUCCUGUCGCUUACUUUGGAUGGAAGUGGAGGCACAUUAAACGUUCGUGGAGAAAAACUUAGUAUAGAUGGAAGGAGAUCUUUUAAUACUUCUCAACAGACACGUCUAGACCGUAAAGAUAAAAGCAAAGAGGGACGAGUGGGGAGAAUCUCAUCCUCCCGAUCACUUCCAACUGCAAAGAUCGUCAAAAUACAAAACGUUGCCGGGACCACUUCUUUUCUGCCUCCAAUUCCAAAAUCUGAAGCUAAGAAACGCCCUAAAGAAGAACAAGUAGAGAAGGUAAAAGAUGAAAACGACGGAGAGCAACAAAAAGAAAGAGUACUUCUGAUUCCCAAUCAGAGGCGAUUGGCCAGAAGAAGAAUUGAGAUUUACCUAAAACAACUGGAAUUCGUUAAGUCUCACAGACUUGAUCAAAGGGAGAUUUUGAAAACUUUGGCAUCUGCUGUCGAGGACUACUAUGGCGAAAAAGGAAUACCAACAAAACACGAGGCAAAAACGACUCCACGUCACGCUUUGUAUUUGAUUGGGGCACUGUCCAAAAACCAUCUUCGCCCUCCCACUGCGCCAUCUAAGUAAUAACGCUUUGUUGUUACUCAUCU
This is a messenger RNA of Orbicella faveolata, 4114 nucleotides long. RefSeq lists its product as uncharacterized. NCBI's taxonomy places the organism in Eukaryota, Metazoa, Cnidaria, Anthozoa, Scleractinia, Merulinidae. The record is from RefSeq and is a predicted model, not a curated record.